This is a messenger RNA of Porites evermanni, 361 nucleotides long. The record is from the annotation of a GenBank genome assembly. Lineage: Eukaryota; Metazoa; Cnidaria; Anthozoa; Scleractinia; Poritidae.
AUGGCGUCCUCUGUUAUCAUUGUUUUGAGAAAUUUUCAGCACAGUGAUCGUGAUACCAAAGAUAUAUUCACCGCGCGAAAGAGCUUACGUUUGGUUAUUUAGUACACGCAUGUGUUCUACUUUGUCAAACAUUCUUACACAUCACGCUUAGACACUUUUACCAGAAAAAACAAACAAACAAACAAAAUAUUCAGUUGUAAUUUACAUGACUUUAUAAAAAAAAGAACAUAACCACUAAAAUUCAAAGAAUCAGCCAAUGCUGUUCCGCCGCAGACUCGAGCAUAAAUUCAAGGCACAACAACUUCAAAUUUUGACACGUACUCACAUUUCAGUCGAUUCGUCGCUUUGUCGCGAUCUGUAA